AUUAGAUAAAAAGGAAACAACCCCUUGUGCGGCAAAGACCAAGCAAAUACCCUACUAAUGGCUGCUCCUAGAGAACCACCUGCUAGGUUAUUCCAAAAUUACCAGAAAAAGGCGUUUUUGGCAAUGUUUUCUUUUGUGUGUUCUGCUACCUGCUGUGCGGGACUAAUCUCACCUUCGAGGAACAUUGAGAUGGCAGCAUGAGCUCUUGCAAGAUGCAGCUCCUAUUAGGGUUUAUUUCCCAGAAUGUCAGAAACAGAUCUUAAGAAAUUCAGAGGCGGGCAACACAGAGGAAUAGAGGGAAAUGGACUGAUUUAAGAGGAGAGAUUGAAAAAGAUAUUGUGAGAGAUGGCUUUUUCAGAGUAGACUGGCAAUUUCAGGAUGCCAGUUUAUGGUAUUAUCAGGAGAGGUCUGAUUUCCAGAAACUUCCGGGUGUGGAGUAAAGCAGACCCUCUAAAAGAUCCCCAAAACAGAAGCAAAACAUCAUUAAGUAAAACAUUUAUGGGAUUUUGAAAGGUAUUCGAGAAGUACAACCAAGAGAGGAGCAAGAGAGGACUAACUGCAGGUAACGGAAAAAUUAUAAAGAUAUGAAGACCGACGUGAAAAUCUGAGGAAAAAAUUAUGUGUAAAUAACCAUCAGCUAAUUUCAUUUAGUGUAAAAUUGAUGUUAUUGGAGCUAAAUCAGUGUAGGCCAGUUGAGAAUCUGGCCUUCCGUUUCUGCAGAAUAAUUAAGGAAAGCGGUAUGAGCCCUGGUGCAUCAUGCACAGGCUAUCUAAGUGGAUUACCAAAACACACUGCGAGGACUAUUUCCCCGUGCCUGCAGGCUCUGCUGUUUCGUCAGUGCAGCUCCUGCUUCCAUUGAGAAGAAAGAUAGGAGGAAGUGAAGGAAGCCAGAGGAGAGGAGAGCUCCUCAUUUCCCUCAUUUCCCAUUACUCAUAAGACUGGAAGAGCAAUAAGCGAGGUGCUAAAGGGACUUUUCCCCAAGGUGCUAUCCCGUUCCAUGGGCUACAGCAUGGAGAACUCCCACAUGCACAUUACACACCCUUGGGUUGAUUUCAUGUCCACCCGCGAGACAUCUGGAACCUGUAAAACUGCUGCUGUUCCAAAGGUAUAUAACCUGCCCUCCGAACACCUUCCCAGUCUGGCUGAGAGCAUCUGGUGGAGAUGAAGACUGCUCUUGUCACCUUGCUGGCUGCUGUCCUGUGCGUGGAACAAGCUUAUCCGUUUAUGUGCUAUGUGUGCCAAGAGCAGGAGUCCAACAAGAACUGUUUGACCAUUUCCAUGUGUGCAAAGGAAGACAAAUAUUGUGUGACUAUCCGUGACAACGUCGGAACAAAGCCCAACAGGCCUAAGUAUGUCAUCUCGAAGAUGUGCUCCCCAACGUGUCCAGCAGCAAGUCAGCAACAAAGCCAAGCCUCUCAAAGGGUUUCUUGCUGUGAGAAGCCAUUAUGCAAUGUGAAUGGAGCCAGCAGCAAGCAAAGCAGCUACGGAGUGAUGUCCCUGGGUGUCCUGGCCAGUAUCACUUACAUCUUUGUAUGUGGACUGUGAUGGGUUAGGAAAAGCUCUCCACGAUGGCCUUGUUGUCUGAAAUAAAAGUGUGUAGCUCUGGGAUAAUUACUGCUCUCAAGAGUCGUGCUUUGCAGACGAGCUUCCCUUGGGAUUUUUGAGAGUCUAAAUAAGGUAGGUGCUGAACUCUCAUUGAUUUCCUAAGCUUACUUGAAUCUUAAGUGUCCCCAGACAUUCAAGUCACCCAAGGAAACACAUAAAAGACAGCCAUUUUGACAUGUUCAGGCUUCACAUCGUUACUGCUCUGAAGAGGUCCUUGAAGACAUAUUUUUGUCACUUCGAGUUUCUGAGCACCGCAUGGAAUAACAA
Oxyura jamaicensis (ruddy duck) is the source of this 1872-nucleotide messenger RNA. Its product is annotated as lymphocyte antigen 6E-like. The transcript has 3 exons. The record is from RefSeq and is a predicted model, not a curated record. NCBI's taxonomy places the organism in Eukaryota, Metazoa, Chordata, Aves, Anseriformes, Anatidae. The coding region runs from base 1162 to 1545 and encodes 127 amino acids. Gene Ontology annotation, molecular function: acetylcholine receptor inhibitor activity.